Molecule: messenger RNA, 291 nt
Organism: Necator americanus (New World hookworm)
Lineage: Eukaryota; Metazoa; Nematoda; Chromadorea; Rhabditida; Ancylostomatidae
Exons: 2
Coding region: 1-291 (96 amino acids)
Source: RefSeq, a predicted model, not a curated record
AUGGGCGUUGGAGCAACGCCGGAACGGGCGGAAAGCAUCGGAGAAAAAGUGACAAAUAGAGAGGAUCAACGCUGGGGUGCGCGCGACGGGCCUCUCUUCGUCCGUCCCUUCGUCCGUCCGUCCGAACGAAUUCCACUUCGGGACGGAUACUUGAGCGACGAGGAAUGCGGUGAUGCUGAUGCUGAUGCUGCUAUGGAUGCUGUAUGGGAAGCGGAACACGUUCGUGGAUCAUCGAAUUGUACGCUGAAGAACGCUGUUACGAUCAUGUACAUAAAAAAUUCCAAUGGAUGA